Messenger RNA from Funneliformis mosseae, 1383 nucleotides. Lineage: Eukaryota; Fungi; Glomeromycota; Glomeromycetes; Glomerales; Glomeraceae. The record is from the annotation of a GenBank genome assembly.
AUGGAUAACAACGAUGUGUCUUUAGUUGAAGAUACUCAUCACAAGUCACCGUCAAUUCAACAGACGGCCAGAACGUCUCACACAACUUCAGAGCUCGUUCACUCUCAUACGGUGAACCUUUCCAUGCAGCCCGGCGGGACUACUCAUCCUCUUGGUUCCCUUAUUCACCCAACUCCUACUCCUUCACCUCCUCCUUUAUCUAUACAACAAUCGCAAGCUCAGCAACCAAUAAAGUUUGUAUUUGAAAGGUUUUCUUCGGGUGUAAAUACUCCCCCUUCCAUGAACACUCCUAUACCUUCCCCAAGACCGGUAAAUAGGUUAGACGAAGACGCGACUCCUGAUGUAAUGGAUGUCCGCAGAACACAUAAAACUCAACUAACCAUCAAUACGACUCAAAGUACUGAUUUUGCUAAAAAGAACCGUAAUAAACGAAAACACCGCUCAUAUAGAACUUCCUUAGAUUCUCCCAUUUCACUUAACAGAGACGAAGAUUCAAAGUCCGACUCAGAUUACGGGGAUCCCAUGAUAACCGAAUACACCACAAGAAGUGAGGCAUGUUCGGAUUACGAUAUGGAUGAGUCGGUAACACCCGUAGAAGCUUUGAAGAGACUUUUGAUGCAAUUUACAGCCAUGUCUCAUCGUCGACUUGAAUUAAUUCUGCCCGUUCUUUUAGAUAAUGACAUAGACGACCCAGAUAUUCUUUUAUUAAUUGAAAACGAACAAUUCCUCCGCGAUUUACGCGGUAAAAAUGGGUCAUCUCUAAGUAUUGGCAACAUUUUAACACUUUGGCAUGGAAUUCAAGAACAUCGGAACGGAGCUAGUGCUGACCUUAUUUCUUCUCAAUUAGCCGCACCAAAAGCAAAAAGACCAAGAUUGGAUUUUUUAGAAAGAGAAGACCAUAGAAAUGUUUCUUCUGGACAUGAUUCUCGCUCUCAUCAUCACAAUAAUCACCACAAUAAUGUCGGUAACAUUAAACAGAGAGUAAAAGCUCCUAAAUUAAGUAUGUCCACUAUAGAGGAAGUUCAUACACGAGUGGACUGUGUUUUAUCCGUUGUAUCGGCUGAAAAUGAACGUCGAAAGCAUGUUGCGCUUUCUCGCAACAGUAACGCUCGUCCAACAGUUAGAUUUGAGGAUUUCGUUGCCGAACUUAAAUCAUCACAUAAAAUCCCAGUGGCUUUUGGUACUUUACGAGACAUGCGGUUUGCGUAUAUGCUUAAAAAAUUGGAUAGACAACGUUAUGCUGACACUCUUACAAGAAAUAGAAGCAAUGUCACAGAAUUCUAUAGGAGCUGUCAAGAGGUUUGUGAGGAAAAUUUCAAAGACGAUGAAUUAGAGGCAGCUUUGCCUUGGUUGGAACUCAAAGCAAAAAUGUAUUAUAAGUAG